AAAAAAAAAAAAAAUGAUGGACCAUGAUUUUAUGUUUAUUCUUAAACUUUUUCUUAAACAUAUUAUUGCUCGCAAAUUAAUUCGGUCGGAUCCAAAUCGCGAUCCAGCAGCUAGCCGUCUCCUCAUUCCAAAAGUCAACGAUUCACUGUCCCUUUGAAAGUCAAACUCAGACCUCCAUAAUUACAAGGCGGAAGAAGAAGAUUAGAUCCUCGCUAGCUGAGGAGAGAGAAAGAAAGAAAGAUUAGAUCAUGUGGCUGCUCAACGACCUCUCCCUCCUUACCUCCUUCUUCUUCUUCUUUCUUUCUUCUCUGCAACGAACACUGCAGCAGCAAGCUCCUCCCACGCCUAGCUACGACUCUUGCGCUCCUCAGCUAUGUGGCAACCACUCUGUCCGGUACCCCUUCUGGAUCUCCGGCCACCAGCCGAGUUUCUGCGGCGGCGAUCCUCUUUCUUACUUCGGCCUCACUUGCCACAACGAAACCGGCACGCUCUUCUCGAUCUUCUUCGGCUUCGACUUCCUCGUCCGACAGAUCUUCUACUCCAACCAGUCCGUCCACUUGGCUCUGGCCGGCGGCGCCGAUGAAUUCUGCAGGCUCGUCGUCGCCACCAACGCCACCGACGCGCACCCCUUCGCCCUCAGCCUAUCCAACAAGCGAAUCUUAUUCCUCCUCAACUGCUCCAACCCGGGUAAUCGGUACCAAGACAUGUCUUGCCCUGGGUUCGCGUCCCCGGCCCUGUUCGCCGGCGAGUACGUCGCCAACCGCACGCCCACCAACUGUAGCUUCUCGAUUGUGCCGGUGCUGGGAUACUCUGACGUGAGCCUCGGAAGUAACUUCACCGCCUUGUUGACCGCCGGAUGGGUGGCGAAUUGGACUGCUCGGAGCUGCCAGACGUGCGACGAAACCGGCGGCCGGUGCGGGUACGAUAACGGCACCACCUCACCGAUGCCGGGUUUCAUCUGCAUGUGCCCUCACGGAGUCUCCCGCCGAAGCUGCCAAAGAGGGAUCAAGUGGUGGUCGACUAGGAAAUUAAUAGCAGUCGCUGUUGGAUCGGCUGGUUUCGUCGCCCUCGCCUGCGCCGUCAUCUUCCUCUUCUGGAGAUGGCUGAAAACCGGGAGAAGCUCGAGACCCUCCAAACUUUCGUUGAAAGAUCCUGACGUGCUCAUGGAUCACUUCCAGACCCACGUCUUCUCCUACGAUGAGCUCGAGGAGGCCACCGAUCGCUUUGACUCAUCCAGAGAGCUCGGGGACGGAGGCUUUGGCACUGUGUACAAAGGGAAGCUCCGGGAUGGUCGGACCGUCGCCGUCAAGUGCUUAUACGGUAAAAACUGUAGAAGCGUCGAGCAGUUCGUGAACGAGGUUAAGAUCCUCUCCCUUCUUCACCACCAGAACCUCGUCAGCCUCUACGGCUCUACUUCGCACCACAGCCCCGAGCUCCUCCUCGUCUAUGAGUUCAUACCGAACGGCACCGUCGCCGACCACCUCCACGGUAGUCGCGCGGCCGAGCGAAUUCUCACCUGGCCGAUGCGGCUACUGAUAGCCAUCGAGACGGCGGAUGCUCUCGCGUAUCUCCACGCGGUAGAUCCUCCGAUCAUACACCGCGACAUCAAGACCACCAACAUUUUGCUAGACAAUAGCUUCCAUGUUAAAAUUGCAGACUUCGGGCUUUCCCGCCUCUUUCCGAUGGACGCCACGCACGUCUCGACGGCUCCGCAAGGCACGCCGGGGUACGUCGACCCCGAGUACCACCGGUGCUACCAACUCUCAGGGAAGAGCGACGUCUAUAGCUUCGGCGUGGUGCUAAUUGAGCUCAUAUCUUCGAAGCCGCCUAUCGACCUCCGGAGAGAAAGGAGUGACAUAAAUUUAGCAAACAUGGCAAUCGCUAAGAUUCAAAACCAUGAGUUGGUCGAUUUGGUCGACCCGGAGCUCUGGCACCCGAACGACGAGGUGACUCGAAUGAGGAUCACCAUGGUGGCCGAAUUGGCAUUCAGGUGUUUGCAGGCGGACGGCGACCUGAGGCCGAGCAUCAAGGAAGUCCUCGAUGAACUGAUCGCGAUCGAAAAAGUGACUUCAGGUAAGCUGCAAGCAGAGGAUGCUGCUCUGGUCCAAGACGAUGCUAGUCUGAUGCAGAACAUUGUGAAGUGCUCGCCUGAUACUGUCGCCGGCAAGUGGGUGAGUCAAUCCACUGCAUCUGACGCCAGCCACUGAAACAAGCUCUGUGCUAGCUCUUCGAUUUUACAUCAUAAAAUGGAUUUGUCAAGCAUCAACCAACAAUCAAUUGUGCAUGUAAA
Messenger RNA from Zingiber officinale, 2290 nucleotides. RefSeq names its product LEAF RUST 10 DISEASE-RESISTANCE LOCUS RECEPTOR-LIKE PROTEIN KINASE-like 1.2. Bases 249 to 2207 code for a protein of 652 amino acids. Gene Ontology annotation, biological process: protein phosphorylation. NCBI's taxonomy places the organism in Eukaryota, Viridiplantae, Streptophyta, Magnoliopsida, Zingiberales, Zingiberaceae. The transcript is spliced from 4 exons. Gene Ontology annotation, molecular function: ATP binding; polysaccharide binding; protein kinase activity. The record is from RefSeq and is a predicted model, not a curated record.